AUGUCAACACCGUCCUCCUACUCCACAGUUGGAGCCUCUCUCGCUCAGAGUCCGUUUAAUCAUAGCUCACGAUCGCCUCCAAGCUUAUCUUUUCCGCCCAAAAUAACAGUCCCAUUACCAUCUAACCUCAAUCCGAAGGAUUAUUUACCAAAGAAAAUUGCCGGCAGCAAGUCUUGUAAUGCAUUCAUGAUAUACAGAAAGGUGUUUGUGAACGAGUUGAUUGCAAGGCAACUUCGUUUCAAAAUGGUCGAGGUAUCACGUUGGGUCAGUGCUCAGUGGAAGAAAGAGGAUGAAGAUGUUAAAAAUGCGUAUCGUCAGUUUGCCAGGAAAGUAGACAAAAUGUAUCGAGAAAAAUCGGAAGCCAUUCCAAAACGAUUUGUUUUACCUGUUAGAUACAAUGCUGCUCCCUAUCCUUCGAUAUCGCACAAUCUUUUUGUUCCAAAUAAUCAUGCCGGACUCGCUCCUUACAUGGCAACAACAACAACGGGGGAAAAUAUUCAGCAGCAUUAUCCUAUAGGCGCAAAUCCACUAAAUAAUAGCUCGUUAUUACCGUUUUUUGGACUUCAUACCAUGGGCCCAACAUAUGGAGGUGUUGCUUCUUAUUCUGAAGACUUACGAACAAAUGCUUUUUGGCUUAGUGAGGAAAUUACCUCGGCAGAUUUCGUUUCUCUGUCGCAAAAUAAUUGUACUUCUUUAUCAUCCAGCUACGUGAACAGCGUGGGUAUGAACUCAAGUGAAGGGCCGAUACAACCGAGUCAAUUUCAAUUUGAUCAAAAAAGUUUUUAA
Messenger RNA from Paraglomus brasilianum, 786 nucleotides. NCBI's taxonomy places the organism in Eukaryota, Fungi, Glomeromycota, Glomeromycetes, Paraglomerales, Paraglomeraceae. The record is from the annotation of a GenBank genome assembly.